AUGGCUACACAGGAUGAGCUCGCUACUGGCCCUAAUCUUUCGACUGCACAACGGGCGGACGCAGUCCAGUUCAGUCUUGCAUCAGCCCAUGAUCAGAACGCCGGUGGCAUUGUCAGCUUCGACGGCUUGACCGACCCUGACAACCCUUUGAACUGGACUCGAAGGAAAAAGUGGACCAUGACGAUCUUGUGCGGUAUGACCACGGUGGGAACGACGUGGGCAAGCAGCAUUUUCUCAACCGGAGCGAAUUCAGUCCACCACGAAUUUGGCAUUGGCCUCGAAGUUGCGGAACUAGGCCUCACGCUGUUCAUGAUAGGUUUAGGUACCGGUCCUGUCCUCUUCGCUCCCCUCUCCGAACUCUACGGUCGCCGAAUUGCUAUUCUACCGGCAUUCUUCGUUUCCGCAUGUUUCGCAUUUGCAACGGCCACCGCGAAAGAUGCACAAACAAUCUUCAUAAGUCGCUUCUUUUGCGGCUUCUGCGGCUCCGCACCCGUGGCUGUAACCGCGGGCAUUCUGAGUGACAUCUGGAUACCAAAAGAGCGCGGGAAAGCCAUGACCAUUUAUGCCAUGGCGGUCAUCACGGGUCCACUCGUGGCUCCUGUCGUGGGGGGUGCAUUUGUUACGGCCGAGGGACUGGGUUGGCGAUGGACGGAAUAUAUCACCGGGAUUCUCAUCUCCUGUAUCCUCGUCGCUGACGUCUUGUUUCUGGACGAAUCUUACGCCCCAAUCCUACUGAGCAGAAAAGCUAGACUUAUGCGAGUCCGUGGUAGUUGGGCUGUUCAUUCAAAGCAUGAAGAGUGGGAGUUCAGUAUCAGGGAACUGACGAGCAGGUACCUCCUUCGGCCGCUCAUGCUCAUAUCGCUAGAGCCCAUUUGCUUCUUGAUGUGUCUUUAUGCGAGUUUCGUGUUUGGCAUGAUCUACAUGACGUUCCCAGCUUUUCCAAUCGUUUUUCAAGGCGCAAGUUUUUCCCAACAUGUGCUACGCGGUUGGAGCCCAGUUGUCGGCUCACUCCCUUUUCUCGCCGUAUUGAUCGGUGCCACUCUCGGCUCGGCACUGAAUCUCUUGAAUCAACGACACUUUGUCAAGGUCCUCCAACAGAACAAAGGCCGCCCCGUUCCUGAAGCACGAUUGCCGCCGAUGAUGAUCGGUGCACCUCUAUUCGCCACAGGGCUAUUCAUCUUUGGAUGGACUUCCAAAACAAACGUCCACUGGUUCCCGUCUAUAUUUGGGACCGUUCUUGUUGGGUUUGGCUAUGCUACCAUAUUCCAAGCAGCAUUAAAUUAUCUUGUCGACACCUACCAGGAAUUCGCUGCGAGUGCGGUUGCGGCGAAUACGUUCUCAAGGUGUAUGCUUGCCGGAGCAUUUCCGCUUACCGCACAUCCGCUCUUUGCUAGCCUGCAUAUUGACUGGGCACUGAGCCUCUUGGGUUUUGUUGCUGUUGGUCUCGUUCCCAUUCCUUUCCUGUUCUACUUCUUCGGGAAGCAAAUUCGAGCACGGGGGAAGUGGUCGAAAGCUUCAAUUUGA
This is a messenger RNA of Exophiala spinifera, 1524 nucleotides long. RefSeq lists its product as uncharacterized. Bases 1 to 1524 code for a protein of 507 amino acids. The transcript is spliced from 7 exons. Gene Ontology annotation, molecular function: transmembrane transporter activity. The record is from RefSeq and is a predicted model, not a curated record. Gene Ontology annotation, biological process: transmembrane transport. Lineage: Eukaryota; Fungi; Ascomycota; Eurotiomycetes; Chaetothyriales; Herpotrichiellaceae.